AUGUACAAAGUGGAAAACCUUCACUCUGUCAGCCGUUCAUUAGACAUUUAUUUGCGUGCAGACGGUCUGACCUCGCUGCUUCUGACGGCGUCUCUGGAUCAGACGCUGCUGCUGUGGGAGUGGAACUCUGAGAGGAACAAGCUGAAAGCCCGACACUGCUGCCGGGGACACACGGGGAGCGUCGACACUGUCGCGACAGACCCGACCGGCUCAAAGUUCUGUAGCGGCUCCUGGGACAAAAUGUUGAAGAUCUGGUCAGCAGUGCCCACAGACGAGGCAGACGAGGUUGAAGAAGCUGGUGACAGACCGAGGAAGAAGCAGAAGACUCAGCAGCUCGGUCUGACCAGGACUCCCCUGAUGACGAUAUCUGGACACAACGAGGCGGUGUCCUCCGUGUUGUGGUGCGACAGUGAGGAAGUGUGCAGUGCAUCAUGGGACCACACCAUUCGCGUGUGGGGCGUUGAGACGGGAGGAUCCAAGACUACGCUGACGGGCAGCAAAGUGUUUAACUGUAUUUCCUACUCUCCUCUGUGUCGACGACUCGCCUCGGGCAGCACCGACAGGCACAUCCGGCUGUGGGAUCCUCGCACUAAAGACGGCGCGCUGGUGCUGCUGUCUCUGACCUCCCACACAGGCUGGGUCACCGCCGUGAAGUGGGCGCCGUCACACGAGCACCAGCUGGUCUCGGGUUCCCUUGACAACCUGGUCAAACUGUGGGACACAAGAAGGUCUGUGAAGCAAGUCCUGAGA
Plectropomus leopardus (leopard coralgrouper) is the source of this 750-nucleotide messenger RNA. NCBI's taxonomy places the organism in Eukaryota, Metazoa, Chordata, Actinopteri, Perciformes, Serranidae. The record is from RefSeq and is a predicted model, not a curated record.